Adineta ricciae is the source of this 450-nucleotide messenger RNA. The record is from the annotation of a GenBank genome assembly. Lineage: Eukaryota; Metazoa; Rotifera; Eurotatoria; Adinetida; Adinetidae.
AUGAUUCGACGGUCUGAUCUAUGGAAUAAGAAUUCAUUAGAUCGGCUGAUUCUCUGUUUUGGCAAUGCUCGUCGACAAUUAUUAAUUCUUCUUCAUAUUCUUGAUUUUAUUUCUAUUAUUCAAACGAUCUGCUCGUCUUCAUUCACUAAUGAGAUCAAUCUAAUCCAUGAAAAGCUCCUUGAAUUGAAUAGUAUUCUUUUGCGUAUAUCUUAUUUUCUCGGUACAUCGGUUCUCCAAAUAUUUUUCUUGUCAGGCGACUUCUCCAGUACUCUCUAUAGUGCAAUGCUCGUCAUUGAAUACACACUGAAAUAUUUCGUUCAGACACUCUAUCAUUUCAAUGGGAAAUACGAAAUAAAUAUGAUUGGUCUUGACAAUAAUGAUAUACCAUAUUUACGUUUACAAAAUGAAGAUGUUGGUGAUGACACACGAUUGCUCAAUGAUAUUGACUAA